Cryptomeria japonica (Japanese cedar) is the source of this 1948-nucleotide messenger RNA. Its product is annotated as transcription factor bHLH25. The transcript has 5 exons. The coding region runs from base 252 to 1436 and encodes 394 amino acids. Gene Ontology annotation, molecular function: protein dimerization activity. The record is from RefSeq and is a predicted model, not a curated record. Lineage: Eukaryota; Viridiplantae; Streptophyta; Pinopsida; Cupressales; Cupressaceae.
UGAAACUUUGGACCAAAAACUUGGUUUUUUUGUUGAAUUGGCUGCUCCUUCAAUUCGUCUCUUGACCUUUUAUUUAGUGUGUUCUUCGGUGUUUGUUGAUAACCGUGGCAGAUGCGUGUUAAGCUUUGUUCAAAUAGGGAUCCAAAGGAUGGGAUCCACACAUAAGCUUAACGCCAUUUUCUGAUUGCAGCAGCUUCACCAUUCUCAUAAAAUCCUUCUUCACCGACGUGAGCAGGGAGAAUUCUCAAGAGAUGGAAAUGUCAUCUGCUCAAUGGUGGUCAGAGCUGGGCAUGGAUGAUCCGCUGCAAGUAAUGCAGAACAACAGCAAUGUAUAUGACCCAACUGCAGAACAGCUUGCAGCUCUAAUGGGGUACCAGAACAAUAAUAAUAAUAACUUGGGUCUGGAAACUGCUUGCUAUCACAACAACAAUAUAAAGCUUCCUCAAUUGGGAGUCAGGACAAGGCCCUGUGAAGGAAGUUCUUAUUACGAAAGGCCUUCAAAACAGAUGAAAACAAUCAGUUGGGAUUCCAAUUCGUCUCAUGGGCAUGGACAGCCACAGUUUUCAAGCAAGGUUUCCACAGCUCCAUCUGUUUAUGUGCCCAAUUGCCAACAGAUUAAUUCCCCACUGGAGAAUUACAUAACAAGCAUGUUGAAGUUCCAAGAUGAAUCUAACUAUACUGAUAACAGCAAUAACUACAGUAAUUUCAAUGCAGCCCCAAACACACCCACCAUUAAUGGCGAAAUCGUGGUGGAGAGUUGCAUAUCAGAUAUUACUAAUUCUGUGGACAACUCUGGAUUUAACAUUUCACCCUCCUCUGCCAAGAUGUUUAAGCAGAAUCAGGGGAAAAAGCAGGUAUCGAGUAACACUCAUGAUCACAUCAUGGCUGAGAGGAAGCGGAGGGAGAAACUUAGCCAGAGAUUCAUCGCUCUCUCUGCCAUUGUUCCUGGCCUCAAGAAGAUGGAUAAGGCCUCUGUUCUGGGGGAUGCAAUAAAGUAUGUGAAGCAGUUGCAGGAGAAGGUGAAGGUAAUGGAGGAAAAAGCUCCCAAGAAAACAGUGCAGUCCGUGGUGUAUGUAAAGAAGGCCAAGCUGGUUUCGAAUCCCGAGGACGACAAACUGUCUUCAACUUCUUCCUCUUCUAAUUCUUCCUCUGCCGUGGAAGAUGGUACAGAAGGUGUGUUGAUACCUGAAAUCGAGGCUCGUCAAGUGAACAAAAACAUUCUAAUUCGAAUCCAUUGCGAGAAGAGAAAAGGGCUUCUGGUAAAGUCCCUUGCAGAGCUUGAAAGGCUUGACCUCACUAUCAUGAAUGCCAGCAUUCUAUCUUUCACAGAGACAACCCUAGACUUGACUUUCACUGUUCAGAUGGAAGAAGCCUGUGAUUUGAGUGUGGCUGAAAUAGUGAAGGCUUUGCAGGCUCUCUUCAAUAACAUGACUUAGAAAUGUGACAGUGGCGUGUUCAUUAAAAGAAAGCAACAAUAAAACCUUUAGUGUUUGAUGUAUUUAGAUAGGAGUGAACAUUAUUUUUCUUUUUUAAGAUUACCUGUGAAAUCUUUUUAUCAGAUUCAUGUCAUUCAUGUACAAAAUUGUUUGCAGCAGCCAUUUGUUUCAGAGGGCAUUUUUUUACAGGGCCUCAGUAGCCUUGUUUCAUCCCUCUGUUUUUAGUAAUGCUGCUCACACAAUGGGCUGUUUUUGGGAUUGACAUCCUUGUUCAAUCAAUGUGGCCUACAAUGUAAUGAUAUUAUGAAUCUGGUGGGUAGACACCAUCUCUCUUGGAUUUAGACAAGCUUUUUCCCAGAAUUAUCUGGUUCUUUGGCUUAGUUGACCUUCACUUGUAUGAAUCUUGUCAGAGAUAAAUGCAAACGGAUCAUUACCGUUUACUACUUGUCUGAGCAGACAUGAUUGUAAUCAAAUUUAUUAUUAAAUUUGUUAUAGUAUUUAUAGUUAUGACU